Medicago truncatula (barrel medic) is the source of this 974-nucleotide messenger RNA. Its product is annotated as gamma-glutamylcyclotransferase 2-3. Lineage: Eukaryota; Viridiplantae; Streptophyta; Magnoliopsida; Fabales; Fabaceae. The transcript is spliced from 8 exons. Gene Ontology annotation, biological process: glutathione catabolic process. Gene Ontology annotation, molecular function: glutathione specific gamma-glutamylcyclotransferase activity. The record is from RefSeq and is a predicted model, not a curated record. Gene Ontology annotation, cellular component: cytoplasm. The coding region runs from base 125 to 682 and encodes 185 amino acids.
UUAUAAAAACAAAACAUUUGUGCUGAAAUAAAUUUGCCAAUGAGUGAGUGACUGCAUUUUCCAAGUGAUUGGUCAUUUUCUGAGUUCCAUAACCAGAAAACUGAAAACCUUAAACAACAUAAACAUGGCAAUAUGGGUAUUUGGUUACGGUUCUUUGAUCUCAAAAGCUGGUUUUAACUACGAUGAACGUCUUGUUGGUUUCAUCAAAGAUUAUCGACGUGUCUUCUACCAAGGCUCUACUGAUCAUAGAGGAACCCCUGAGUUUCCUGGUAGAACUGUCACAUUGGAGCCUGCUCAAGGAGAAAUUUGUUGGGGAGCUGCUUACAAGAUCACAAAGAAAGAAGAUCAAGAAAUUGCAUUAACAUAUCUGGGAGUGAGGGAGAAGCAAUACGAUCGGAAGGAAUAUGUUGAUGUUUUCACUGAGCUUACUGCUACAACGCCAGCCAUUUCCGGGGCAUUGGUAUAUAUAGCAUCCCCAGACAAGAAGGUUAAUGUAAAUUAUCUAGGUCCUGCGUCUGUUGAAGAGAUUGCAAGGCAAAUUGUUCAAGCUGAAGGUCCCACAGGACCCAACAGAGAGUACCUUUUCCUGCUUGAAAAGGCUCUCCUUCAAAUAGGAUGCCAAGACAAGCAUGUUAUUGAUCUUGCAAAUGAAGUCAGGCGUAUUCUUUCAGAAGAACAAUGAAUGCUUCCUCAGUGUUAUUAGCACCAGACAUUCUGAGACUUUUUAGCAAUCCCUUAUUAAAAUCCAUUGGAAACUUCAAUUCUUUCCAGAAUGUUAUUGGGAGAUAAUAUUUAUCUUUAGCCAUGUCUAUAAUAUUCUCAUGUAAUAUCUUGUUUCUGACUUAAUGCAGCUGAGUAGAAUAACCAACCAUUGCAAAAGUAGAACCCAAUUUCAGUACUUAUUAUAUAAGUGAUUUAUGAUCAAGUUAUUUUGAUGACAAAGGAUAAAAUAAAGUCAAACUUUUUUCAUUUAA